AUGGCGUCUGUUUGCAGUAAAAGAACGACGAAUCUGCUUGAACGUGAAAUAAAGAGACUGGAAAGCGAAAUUGUUGAAAUACGACAUAAAAUUUUAGAACUGAAAAAACGCAAGAACUCAUCUGAAGCAAAAAUUGCUUUGAUGAGGGAUCAUUUGCAAGGAUCGAGCAAAAGGAGUAAAAAUGCAACAACGCAUGAUCAAGGUGACAGUGAGACAGAAUCGGAUUCAGAUUCGCUAAACACAAGUGAAUUAUUGGAAUUAAGCUUGCGUUCAUCGAGUCUCGACUCGUCAUCGGUGUCUGACGAUUUUGAAUCAUCUGAAGAUGAGGCUCGAGGUGAUGAAAUAAGAUACCACAAAUCAACGGAUGAAGUCAGACUUGCAAUGCCCGAAUGA
This is a messenger RNA of Anisakis simplex (herring worm), 393 nucleotides long. The record is from the annotation of a GenBank genome assembly. NCBI's taxonomy places the organism in Eukaryota, Metazoa, Nematoda, Chromadorea, Rhabditida, Anisakidae.